AUGGCUCCAACUGAAACACCAGCUGCCAGCACACUUAAGAGUAAAAUAUCCAAGGAACUGAGGGCAAAAGCAAACGAUUUCCUAAACAGUAAAGUCAAAUCAAAAAAUUUGGAAGAGAUCAUACAUUAUUUGGAUAAUGCCAUUAAAAAGAAAGAUGCCUUGACCCCAGCCCUGCUCACCCUGGAAGUUGUUUUCACCCAAUUGCUAAAACGUAAAGAAAUGUUUGUGGGUGGAGGUAAUGCCAAGCAGCCCCUGGAAUCUGAAGCCGAAACAAAAUAUCGUGAUUGGUUAAGAGAACGUUACGAAGAGACAUGGAACCUAAUGCUAAGCGCCAUCGAAAAUUGUGAAAAAUCACAAGACAGUUCACAGGCUUUAAUCUCCUGUAUGAAACUUCUGGCGGCCGAAGGAAAAUAUCCCAUAAAUGUCGAUGAAGAACCAUUACAUUUUCCACGCAAACGUUUACGCAGCAUCAUAGAAAAAGUUCUAACCGAGAAGCGUUCGAUACAACCCCUCUUAUCAAGUUUUAAAGAAUUUUCCGAAUAUUUGGAUAUUGUGCAGAACUCAUGGUUUAUCCUAUCAUCGAUGGUUAAGAAAUCAAUGACACAAAAUGAAAAUGUCGCUCUUAAUUGUUUGCAUUUAUUAAAUGCCAUACCCUUGAACAAGGCUGUUCAGGACAAUGCCAAAUUAUUUGUACCGCUGACAGAAGAUGCUCCCGAAACGGAGAAAUUUGAGUAUUCGACCACUCGCAAACACAUUAAUCGUAUUUGGAAUAAUAUUAUGACAUGGUUGGAGCCAAACCUGGGCGAAGCCAUACAUAGGCAAAUGUUAAUUGUGUUGCUGGAGUGUGUGUUGUCACAUUUGGAGAAGCCCGUAUUGUUAACGGAUUUCCUUAUGGAUUCUUUGGAUUGUGGUGGUCCUGUCUCAUUAUUGGCUUUGCAGGGUGUAUUUACGUUAAUCCAAAAACACAAUAUCACCUAUCCCAAUGUCUAUGAAAAACUCUACUCCAUGUUCGAACCGGAUAUUUUCCAUACCAAAUAUAAGGCUCGCCUCUUCUAUUUGGCCGAUAUAUUUUUGUCAUCGACACACUUACCGGAAAAUCUGGUGGCCGCAUUCGUCAAACGUUUGGCACGUUUAAGUUUAAUAGCACCACCACAGGACACCGUAAUAAUGUUGCAAUUUAUUGGUAAUCUAUUGCUGCGUCAUUUGGGUUUGAAACGUUUAAUAUGUGCCACACAAGCUCUGGAAGUAUCCACAGAUCCAUAUCAAAUGCAUGAACGUGAUCCCGUCAAAUCGAAUGCCAUCGAUAGUUCAUUGUGGGAAAUUGUCGCUUUGCAGAAACAUGCCAUACCAUCAGUGGCGACAGCAGCUCGUUUUAUAGCACAACCAUUGCCAAAGCUGGAAUGGGAUUUAUCAGAAAUAUUGGAAGUUAAGGAAGAAGAUAUAUUUGAACAAGAAAUCACCACAAAGAAAUCCAAACAGCAACAGUAUGCUUUGGCUUUUGAGAAGCCGGAAACAUUGUUCCUACCCAAAAAUGAUCAAUUGCAAAGACAUUGGAGUCUAAUUUAA
Molecule: messenger RNA, 1566 nt
Organism: Musca vetustissima
Lineage: Eukaryota; Metazoa; Arthropoda; Insecta; Diptera; Muscidae
Product: nucleolar complex protein 4 homolog A
Exons: 5
Coding region: 1-1566 (521 amino acids)
Biological process (GO): ribosome biogenesis
Cellular component (GO): Noc4p-Nop14p complex; nucleolus; small-subunit processome
Source: RefSeq, a predicted model, not a curated record